AUGGAUUCCUUUGCUGUGAUCCCAAAGAAAUCACUCCACAUUCGCUCAAAUAGCUUGCCCUCAAAGCCACAUCCAAUCGUUGCCCAAGUUGAUGAACAUUUGUGCAGAUUGAAGUCUUCUGAAGCCACUUCUUCAACUUCUUCUUUAGGCAGCAGACUCGGCAGCCUUCAAGAUUUGCAAGGCUGCAUUGAUAAGUUACUUCUUCUACCAUUCACCCAACAAACUCUUGUCAAUGAGAGCGAUAAUAAAUGGGUUGAUGACUUACUAGAAGGAUCUCUGAGGCUCUUAGAUUUGUGUGAUAUUGCUAAGGAUGCAUUGUUGCAGACAAAAGAAUGUGCACGUGAACUAGAAUCAGUUUUACGCAGAAGAAGAGGUGAAACGGUUAGUGCAAGUGAUCUAAAAAAGUGCUUGAGUUCUAGGAAUAUGAUAAAGAAGACUAUCCACAAGGCCUUGAAGGGCAUCAAAAGGAAGUGUUCCCAAAAAAGUGAAGAAAGUUCAGCAACCGUUGGCUUACUAAAAGAAGUAGAAGCAAUCACAUAUAGCACUGUUGAAUCAGUAUUGUCCUUCAUAGCAGGAUCAAAGUUGCCAUCAAAGUUGAGUCGAUGGUCUUUGGUCUCUAAGGUGGUACAACCUAAAAGAGUAGCUUGCAACAGUGAAGACACAUAUGCAAAUGAAGUAGAGAUGGUGGAUGCCACACUCAAUUCAAUUGCCAGCCACACAACAGAUAAAUCCAACUUCCUUAUGCAAGUUGAAAACGUGCAGGACUCUUUAAGGAAAUUUGAGUCAAGUAUUCAGGAUCUUGAAGAAGAUAUCGAGAGUCUAUACAGGCAUCUUAUCAAAAAUAGAGUCUCGCUUCUCAACAUCCUAAAUCACUAA
Molecule: messenger RNA, 876 nt
Organism: Momordica charantia (bitter melon)
Lineage: Eukaryota; Viridiplantae; Streptophyta; Magnoliopsida; Cucurbitales; Cucurbitaceae
Biological process (GO): shoot system development; root development
Source: RefSeq, a predicted model, not a curated record